AUGCGGGCGGAGGAGCCGCUGGCGCUGGCGGCCCCGCGGGCGGGCGGCGAGGCGGAGGCGGAGGCGCCGGGCGAGGAGCGGAGCGGCGGCAGCUGCUGCAGCAGCGAGCGGCUGGUGAUCAACAUCUCGGGGCUGCGCUUCGAGACGCAGCUGCGGACCCUCUCCAUCUUCCCCGACACGCUGCUGGGCGACCCCAGUCGCCGGGUGCGCUACUUCGACCCGCUCCGCAAYGAGUACUUCUUCGACCGCAACCGGCCCAGCUUCGACGCCAUCCUCUACUAUUACCAGUCCGGGGGGCGGCUGCGCCGGCCGGUCCAUGUGCCCCUCGACAUCUUCCUGGAGGAGAUCCGCUUCUACCAGCUGGGCCAGGAGGCCAUCGAGACUUUCCGGGAGGACGAGGGCUUCAUCCAAGAGGAGGAGAAGCCCCUGCCCCAGCACCACUUCCAGCGCCAGGUCUGGCUGCUCUUUGAGUACCCCGAGAGCUCCGGGCCGGCCCGGGCCAUCGCCAUCGUCUCAGUGCUGGUCAUUCUCAUCUCUAUUGUCAUCUUCUGCCUGGAGACCCUGCCUGAGUUCCGCCAGGAGCCCAAGRGCCCCCAGCCCGCCUUCGGGGAGGCUGUGCCGCUCGGAGACGAGGCGCUGCUGCUGCCGCCGCUGCCGCCGCCGAGCGGGACCCCCCCGCCCCUGCGCCCUGCCGCCGGCUCCGGCCCGUUCUUCACAGACCCCUUCUUCCUCAUCGAGACCCUGUGUAUCAUCUGGUUCUCUUUCGAGCUCCUCGUGCGCUUCUUCGCCUGYCCCAGCAAGCCCGAGUUCUCCCGCAACAUCAUGAACAUCAUUGAYAUCGUGGCCAUCAUCCCYUACUUCAUCACCCUGGGCACCGAGCUGGCCCAGCAGCAGCAGCAGAAACAACAGCCCGGGAGCAGCAGCAACAAUGGGGGCCAGCAGCAAGCCAUGUCCCUGGCCAUCCUCAGAGUCAUCCGYCUGGUCAGAGUCUUCAGGAUCUUCAAGCUCUCCAGGCACUCGAAGGGGCUGCAGAUCUUAGGGAAGACUCUCCAGGCCAGCAUGAGGGAGCUGGGYCUCCUCAUCUUCUUYCUCUUCAUCGGGGUGAUCCUCUUCUCCAGYGCUGUCUACUUUGCAGAGACUGAUGACCCUGACUCCCUGUUCACCAGCAUCCCCGAUGCUUUCUGGUGGGCRGUKGUGUCCAUGACCACCGUGGGCUAUGGGGACAUGUAUCCCAUGACCAUUGGUGGCAAGAUCGUGGGCUCCUUGUGUGCCAUCGCUGGUGUGCUCACCAUUGCCCUGCCUGUCCCUGUCAUCGUGUCCAACUUCAACUACUUCUACCACCGAGAGACUGAUCAUGAAGAGCAGUGCCAGUACACCCAUGUCACCUGUGGCCAGCAACAGUCACCCUUCUCUGAGCCCAAGAAGGGGGACAGUAAUCAGUCUCUCAGCAAAUCUGAAUUCCUGGAAGCAGAAGACCUGGAGUCCAUGAAAUAUUCCAACUUCAUUCCUCCCAAUAACCAGGGAUAUAAAGAGAAGAAAAUGCUGACAGAGGUGUGAUGGGUUUUGUUGUCCUGGGUCCAGACACGGAGAUGCAAGCUGCUGUUACGGUUGUCUUCCUACAAGCAGCUGGAUCUAUUCAGCAUUUACACGCCAGACUGUGAAUUGUGAUACCGUAAACAGAAUGAUUGUGAUAAUGGGCUCUUCUGUCCUGAUUUGCUGUUUCUCAUUACUGUGUGCAGCCAGAAAUGUUGUUGCUUUAUUCCGUGGAGUGCUAGCUGUCAUCCCCACUCCYUUGUGCAUUUCCUUCUCUGCUUUUGAUGACUGCUUUAAUCCAACAUUUGCUCYGAAACCAAACCUUGUUACUCCACUAGCAGAGAAGCCCUUGCCAGUACUUCAGCUGAAGGAUUCAGCAGAGUAAACAGUUAAAGGGGCURUAAACAUCUGGCUCGAGCCGUGCCCUCAGUCCCUGUGCCAGCGCAGUGCCCUUGGCUGUGGGAUCAGUCACGCCUGCCAUGCCAUUGCCUUUGAAUAAUGGAAACGCUGCAGCCAGGACCACAGGGAGCUCUGCAGCUGUAGGGGAGAGCCAGCAAGCAGAUGUCUGCCUUCUUUGCAACCCUUGGCAUGCUAAAGAUCCUCCUGGUUUGUGUUUAAAAAAAAAAAAAAGGUGCAUAAAUCUAAAAGCUUUUUGCUACUUGUAACCAUACAUCGUGUAUCAAAAACAGGCUUAAAGCAAUCAACAGGCUUGGUGAAGAUUCUCUUUAUUUUUCGUUUAUCUCAGCCUUAUUUAUGCCUGUGCCCUGGUGUUAAUUGGCUUUUAUAGCACCAACUUAAUCUUCAUAGUGGUAAGUGCCUUCCGAUGCAAGGCGYGCUUGAGUGAAUUCAUUUGUUAUCUGCAGAGUUCAUCUUCACACAAUAGCAUUUAAUGAGAUGUGCUUUGUGCUUCAGAUACCCAGCUCUGUAUCCGGGCACGUGAGAGCUGUUGACUCCGCUGCUUUUUUUAAUCGAGCGUUUGUGUAGCUGAGGGAAGCUUGCAUGUUGGGCUUUUGUUGACAUGGCAGGGAAAUCCUGACCACAGACAGCUCCGCACCUGUGCUGUGCGAAGAUCGCGCUGGUUUAGCAAGUCACAGGCAGAAAAUGCCCCAGGGUGAGCAUGUCAGCAUUUGAGACUGAGGUUGGCACAGGUACAAGCUUCCCUGAGCUAUCUGCACAAUGCCAGCRGCAUCCUCCAGACUCUCUGAAUGAGGGGAGAAACAGCAAGCCUUGAAGAGAUGCUUUUGCUCUGGUACUGGUCGAGCCAUUUCCUGGGAUUUCAUGGAURGAAGGGACAGCAGUGUUUUUACACUUGGUUUUAUGGGAGCARUUUGUGCUAGCCAUGCAAAAUAUGCAUAGCUUGGCCUGCAGUGCCGGGUUUGCUAAGGGACCAGAGAUUUCUAUCUUCAAAUGCAUGUUUUGCUUCCCAGAUCAUUUCAUUUGUUUCAGUCAGCUCUGCCUUACACCUAACUUUAAAAAUGUUUCUUGUGCUGCCAGCAGGUGAGAAAGGGAAAUGGAUGCUUUCAGAUUCUACUGGCAAAUUUUCCUGCAAGGAAAAGUCUUCUUUAUUUUAAUUCUAGGUGUUUAUUCUGCAUUCACACAUCUGCAUGUGUAUAAAAGCAAAGGCAGCCAUUAAUGCCUUGCAUCAUACUGUACAAAAUGCAUAUUAGAAUGUACUACAUAUUGCAUGGGACACAUGUAAUACAUAAACCAGACAUAAUGCCAAGGUGCAAAAAUACAGAGAAUAGAUUUCAUGUAUAUAUUGUGCUUUUCUGCCAUAAGACUAAGAAUGCUAAAGGCAUAUCACAGAAUCAUAGAAUGGUCUGGGUUGGAAAGGACAUUUUAAAGAUCAUCUCUUCCCUUAUUGCACCAGACCAGGUUGCUCAGAGCCCCAUCCUUAUAACUUUGAUAUAGUCUGAACUGGCUAUGGAACUGGUUGUGAGAUGGGAUCUGUUUGCAUCUUCCCUCCCCUGCUUUCAGUUGUCUUGAGAYAUGGCUCCAUGCCUAGAAUGCUUUUAUUGUGGUCUCGCUUCAUCCUGGGCCUGCUCAUAUGGUAGAAGUUGUUUGUGCAAAUCCUAGCUGCUUCAUUUCUCCCGAKUCCUGUUGCCUUCUCAAAUGUUUUUAGUGUGCAGGGAUCUCCCCAGGGUCAGCACACAACCAUUAUAUUAAAACCUCUCUUCUCUCUCCCUGAAAUCAGUAGGAAAAUGCCACUUGUCUCAGUCUGGGAGACACAAGUUUGGUGUGGUGAGGGCUCAUAGCUCAGAGGGGUUUGCCUCAAUAAUGCCUACUUUCUCUCUGCUUCAUGGGACUGAGAUAAAGGUUUGUGAAGGUCUGAGCCUUGGGAGCCAUUCURCAUCCCUUGACAUGUGUAAUCAGCUGGUGGGUAAAUUAUCCUGGAGAAUAAGUGUGACUGAGGGGCCUGGUGGAACCUCUGUUGAUUUUGUGUUAGAGCUGUCCAGGUUACUGAGUUUAUCCAUUUCUUAGUGUAUCUUAGUUUUGGUGGUGUUCAAUUGUGUUUUGGGGUCGUUUUAAUGAAACCUUUACUGUGAGGCAAAGAGAGGGACUUCCCUUCCCUUUUUAUGUUGCUAGAAACUAGCAGAAGAAGCUGCUAUUUAARAGGGGUGUUUCGAGGCUGCUGCCCUCUCCCAGCAGAAUGCCCAUGUUUGGGGAUAUUUUAUGCCUGAGUCUAUCAGCUGAUAAAAGUUUCCCCAAAGUAAGAUAUAAAAAACUCAGGUUGAACACAAGUUCAGGAGGAGUCAUGAGACAUGCUGAGCCUACGUCAGAAAAUUCCUGUGCUCGUUUCUCCCCCUGGGCCUGGCCCUGUUGGCCCUGCCAGGCAGGAGCCCCCCCUGCCCAGAACAGGUUGUUCUCCUGACCAGCACGACAGAUGGGCAUGGAGACUCCAGCAAGAAAAGAUGUGAGGCAAGUCACUGGUAGCCCAGUCCCAGCAUGUUUUACACAGAUCCUCUUGGAAAGGGGUGUUCUGCCCUCAAGUGAAAUCCAGCAGUGAGUUUCCACGUGAAAUCCAGC
This is a messenger RNA of Malurus melanocephalus (red-backed fairy wren), 4560 nucleotides long. RefSeq names its product potassium voltage-gated channel subfamily A member 6 (gene KCNA6). Gene Ontology annotation, molecular function: delayed rectifier potassium channel activity; protein binding. The transcript has a single exon. Bases 1 to 1557 code for a protein of 518 amino acids. NCBI's taxonomy places the organism in Eukaryota, Metazoa, Chordata, Aves, Passeriformes, Maluridae. The record is from RefSeq and is a predicted model, not a curated record. Gene Ontology annotation, cellular component: membrane; voltage-gated potassium channel complex. Gene Ontology annotation, biological process: potassium ion transmembrane transport; protein homooligomerization.